AAGUUGCCAUUUUUUCGAGCCAUUUUUACAUGAGUUUAUGCGACCAAAGGCAGAGUGUGAGUUUUAACCCAGUCUUUUGCUGUUGUUCGUUUUUCAGCAGUGUGCUAGAAAUACUGAAGAGGAACGUUUCGGAAACGCGGGUUUGUUUUACACCGGGUUAGAGCGCAGAGGAGCUCGGCGCUCCACUUCUCUGCAGAUAGCUGCUUAGCUGUUAGCUAACGUUAGCGUCUCCUGUAAACAAACACAACUCGGUUCAAAGGCACAGCAGCUUCCUCCUGCUGGUUUUCAUCACCAUAUUUCUCUAUAAUUUAUCAUUUAAGAGCCACAACAGCGUUAGAAACAGCUCUCUGUUCAGUGCACAAAGCUGAUGCCGAUUAUCUGCGAGUUAAGCUGCGCAACUUCAGUUUUGAUGACGGUGCGAGCUCCUUCAAAAUAGCUCGGAGCUCAGUUGCUUUGGAGCAGGUCGGGCUCAGUUUGUGCUGGGAGCGGGAACAGAAGAAGUGGUCGGCAUGUCGUCCUUCUCCGAGUCGGCCCUGGAGAAGAAGCUGACGGAGCUGAGCAGCUCCCAGCAGAGCGUCCAGACUCUCUCUUUGUGGAUCAUUCACCACCGCAAACACUCGGGCCUCAUCGUCAAAGUGUGGCACCGGGAGCUGAAGAAGGCUAAAAGCAACAGGAAGUUGACAUUCCUGUAUCUGGCAAAUGACGUCAUCCAGAACAGCAAGAAGAAAGGACCCGAGUUCACCAAAGACUUUGAGUCUGUCCUUGUGGACGCCUGCUCCCAUGUAGCAAGUGAAGUGGAUGAUGGUUGUAAAAAGCAAAUGGAGAGGCUGCUGAACAUCUGGAAGGAGAGGAAUCUCUACAGAGGUGAUUUCAUUCAGCAGCUCAAACUGGCCAUAGAGGACUCCAGCAGCCCCAGACCCUCAGAAGAGAAAAAGGCUGUAAAACGAAGUUAUCAGAAGAUCCAGGAGGAUGAAGAGGAUGACGACGAUGACUACAGAAGCCACACAUCUCCCCGCAACUCGGAUUCCGCCGCGAAUCAGCUGACAGAGGAGCUGGUGAAAGCUCUGCAGGACUUGGAGAACGCCGCAUCAGGCGACGCAGCGGUGCGCCAGAAGAUCGCCUCACUUCCACAGGAAGUUCAGGAUGUUUCCCUCCUAGAGAAGAUUACUGACAAGGAGGCGGCGGACAAGCUGUCAAAAACGGUGGACGAGGCGUGUUUGCUGCUGGCGGAGUACAACGGACGGCUGGCAGCGGAGCUGGAAGACCGCCGGCAGCUCGCCCGCAUGCUGACUGAAUACAUCAGCAGCCAGAAGGAGGCGCUAGUGGAAAGGGAGAAGAAGCUGGAGGAGUACAAACAGAAACUGGCGCGAGUGACUCAGGUGAGAAAGGAGCUCAAGUCCCACAUCCAGAGUCUUCCGGAUCUGUCGCUGCUGCCCAACGUCACCGGCGGCUUGGCUCCCCUCCCCUCCGCCGGAGACCUCUUCUCCACCGACUGAGAGCUGCCAGGCUGAACAGACUCCUGCGACUUCCCUCCUCAGCCGACCUCAGCCCCGUGUUUGAGCAACAAGGACGCACCUGGCUUUGCCUCCAACACUGAAGGCACAUGUUCUCUCAGAAGAGCAGCUUAGUCCACCCGCUAAACUCAUCUGGACUAGAAGACAAUGAGAAGAGAAGCAGAGGAGAACAGAGACUCUGCCCGAAUGGAGUCUCUGCCACCAGCCUGGAAGUUUGUGUUCCUGAUAUUUUUUAUUUGCUUUUAAAUGGUGAAAUGUUGUUUCAGUUAAAGCCUCAUCCCAUGUGAUGCGUUUCCCCAAUUGGUCUAGGUUAUGGAUGCAGGCUGAAGAGGAUAAUAUUCGUUAGUUUUAUUUUGGGUUUUGUUUUUUCUUGGCUGGCUUGGAGGCUUUUUAUCAACACUCUGCCAGAUGAGCAGUUUAGUGUGUGAAAAGAUCAUGUUGGGCUCAGCAGGGGUGGAGUUUUGUUUUCUCAUCUGUUACAUCACAUCUUAAGUUUAGUAACACUUUUAAGUCCGCUUAAACCAGAUGUGUUGAGUAAAAGCUUCCAGAUAGAAAUGAUCAAAUUAAAAGAUAAAUUCUUGUCUUCUGGUUUUUGACAAAAAAAACCAACAAAAAACUGUUUCCAACCCAAAAGUAUCCCUUUUUUGUGUGUGUGUUUUUAGGUUUAGACAUAUGGUUAAGUUCAUUGAUGUUAGUUUUGCAAAAACAAGCUGGACUGAAGAAAUAUUACAAAGUUUUCUUUCAAAGAAACUGUUUUGUAUGUGCUUGUGUGUAAACGAUACAUGGGAAACGCUAAAACCUAAAAAUACAGUAUCUUCUGAAAGGAAAAAAAUGCCUUAUGUUGCAUGUUUAGAGUUUGGAAAUACAAAGAAAAAACAAAUUCACUUAUCAAAAUCCGUCUGACUGGGAAAUAAACUUCAGGGCCAUUUC
Molecule: messenger RNA, 2444 nt
Organism: Poecilia latipinna (sailfin molly)
Lineage: Eukaryota; Metazoa; Chordata; Actinopteri; Cyprinodontiformes; Poeciliidae
Gene: rprd1b
Product: regulation of nuclear pre-mRNA domain containing 1B
Exons: 7
Coding region: 510-1496 (328 amino acids)
Biological process (GO): mRNA 3'-end processing
Molecular function (GO): RNA polymerase II complex binding
Source: RefSeq, a predicted model, not a curated record